AUGACUGGCUUGAAACAACAUGCAAUUCCCCCCAGGUCGAAAGUCCUCGUCACCGGAGCAAACGGCUUUAUCGCUUCACAUAUUAUCAAUGUUUUGCUAGAGCUUGGCUACACGGUUAGAGGAACUGUGCGGACUCCGACUCCAUGGCUGGAUGAUUAUUUUGCAGAUCAAUGGGGUUCAGGUCGGUUCGAGUCCGUCCUGGUACCGGACUUCCAGCAGCGCAACGCAUUUGAUGAAUGUGUACAAGGAGUUUCGGGAAUUAUCCAUGUUGCUCAAGCUAUGCCCAGUGCUCCAGUCGUGAAGGAUGUGGAUGAAGCAGUGGCAUACACAGUGAAAGGCAGUGUAAAUCUUCUCCAGGCUGCAUCAGCGCAGACGUCGGUGAAGCGAGUUGUCUUCACCUCGUCCAUUGUCGCUGCAGGCUACCCUAAAGGUCCCGGGUUUAAACUGGAUGUGGAUUCUUGGGAUCAAAGUGUGAGCAAACGAUUGAAACCACCAGCGGAGCGGUCUGCCUAUCGAGAGUGCAAAGCUCAAGGAGAGUUUCAGGCGUGGAAAUGGGUUGAGAAGAAUCAACCAGGUUUUGAAUUCAAUACCGUCCUUCCGUGGUUCACGUUGGGCAAGGUGCUCCAUCCAAACAUUGGGGGCUCAACAAUGGGAUAUGUCACUGGGUUGCUUCAAGGCAAUACGCAGCCAUUCAAGUUCCUCCCUCUUCCAUGGUUUGUGGAUGUAGUGGAUACUGCGCGCCUACAUACAAUUGCGCUAUUUUGUUCAAGUGUGAAAUCUGAGCGACUCUUUGCUGCUGCAGGGCCGUUCAGUUGGCAAGAGGUAAUUGAGAUUCUCAAACAGCUGCAACCCGGAAACAUCUCUAUUCCAACCACAACUUCACAGGAAGAGCCAACCAUCGGCGAAGUUGUACCGGCAUCCAGAGCUUUGAAACUGCUCAAUGAGUACUUUGGACAAAUUAGCUGGACGCCUUUGGCAACUAGUCUGGAAAGAGCCAUUCAAAAGACUGUUAUUCGUUAG
Penicillium daleae is the source of this 1020-nucleotide messenger RNA. RefSeq names its product 3-beta hydroxysteroid dehydrogenase/isomerase. Bases 1 to 1020 code for a protein of 339 amino acids. The record is from RefSeq and is a predicted model, not a curated record. The transcript has 5 exons. Gene Ontology annotation, molecular function: oxidoreductase activity, acting on the CH-OH group of donors, NAD or NADP as acceptor. NCBI's taxonomy places the organism in Eukaryota, Fungi, Ascomycota, Eurotiomycetes, Eurotiales, Aspergillaceae.